CGGAUUGCGUGUACAAGUGUCGUUUAUGGUACCUCGUGCGAUCAGAUAAACGUUUGUGCGAGCCUAAAUAUUUAAAUUGGUCUAAGAGCCGGCAAGAGAACCGGAGCUCUCUGAAUCGUGCAUGAAACAGUCGUGCGCGCGUGCUCGUUAAAAUGUCCUUCUAUUUUCGCGACAAACUGAAAUUCGGCGACAGACUGCGCGGUAAAUCGGGUGAUGAACUUCUGCAAGAGAUCAAACAGCAAAUGGAUGAAGUCAGCAAGCCGUCCAGCAGAACGGGAGGACGAGAUCCGUCUGAACGACACACCAUUUUCCCAAGGGGAUUCCCGUUCGACGACGAGGGUUUCGGCCGACGUGGCGACAUUCGCGCCCACCUGGACGAUCUAGCGGCCAGGCACCCGGAGUUCGCGGAUCACUUGCUCGGCCCGCCUUGGGGCGACAUACCGUUUCACGGUACCACAUUCCGUAACCGUAAUCAUCGCGGAUCCGGGGGGAACGGUGUUGGGAACAACAGCUAUCAGGGUUUCUCGGACGAGGACGCGAGGAGCCAGGCGAGCGGCAGCAGCGCCGCCAGCGGUGCCAGCGCGGUCAGUUCGCACGGCGAACCGGAAGGGAAUCAGGAGAGAUCAUCCCGCCAGAACGAACAGUAUACCACCACCGGUAGAAGUCAAAUCCCGCAGUACGGGUUACGGAACACCGUCGACAUAGGUCAGCAUCAGCACAAUAUGGAGAAUCCGGAGAAAGGAAACCGCGGGCAACGGUCCAUGUCCGCUCCGCCGGAGAACAGACAGUUCUCAUCCCCGUCCGGUCAGAAGCAACCGGCUCCCCGACAGGAGCAACAGAACCAACAGCCACAGGGGGGGCAGAGGUAUGUGUCCAGAAUAGACAUAACGCCCCAACACAAUCAGCCUCAACAGCAACAACAACCUCAACAGCAUCAACCAUCGCAACAACAACAGAAAUCCCCGCAACAGCCGAGCAACGUCAGGCACAUACCGAUCUUCGUCGAAGGCAGAGACGAACCUGUCUUACCUAGAAGUUCCGACGAGCAUUUCAGAAGAGAACCUUCUCCCACGCAGUUUCACACGCCCCCUCAUUUCCAGAGACCGUCCCCAUUCGGACAGUCCUCGUUCGGCAGAUCCCAUCAGGCAUGGUCUCCGCAUUUUCAAGACUCGUUUUACCCGCCACAGGCUCCCUUCGAGCAACCGCCGGCCCGCAAGCAACAGCAGACUCCUCACGGCUAUCAGCAUCCCAGGGAACAGCAGUACGAGAGGCAAUCUCCGCAACAACCGCAUCAUUCUCAACAACAACAGUAUCAUCCUCAACAACAGCAUCCUCCUCAACAACAACAGUAUCAUCCUCAACAACAGCAUCCUCCUCAACCACAGUGUCAUCCUCAACAACAGCAUCAUCCGCAACAACAGCAUCAUCCUCAACAACAGCAACAACAACAAGAACCACCGAAACCAAAACCACCCAUCCUUCCAAAGGAUCCUCUGGAGAGGGUCGCCCUGGUGCAGACGGAAGUUAACUCCCUCGCGGAACAGGUGAAACAGUACAACGGGAACUCGAGGAAGGACAAACAGUACAUGUACCUCGACGAGAUGCUCACCAGAGAAUUGAUCAAGCUGGACGACAUCGAGACAGAGGGCCGCGAGAAUGUGCGACAGGCGCGCAGGAACGCGAUCAAGAGUAUACAAGAGACGAUCAGCUUUCUGGAAUCGAAGGUUCCUCUGCACUCGCAACCAAGCACGCCGGUAGAAGUGGAGAAACCGGAGUAUUCCGAGAACGACCAAGCCCAGACCCAGCCGGAAUCGAUGGAGGUCGAUCAGAAGCAGGAAGAAAGCGUGAAAGAACCAAUCCCACUGCCACCUGGCCCCUCGUCACCGACGAAAAAGUCCGACGAACCCGAGGAGAAGAAACCGGUUGAUGAUUGUCGACCUCCUAGUCGACAGACCGACGCAACUUCUGGUGAACCUAUGGACACCGGUCCAACGGAAACAUUGGACACUCCUAUUGACGCCCAGCAAACCGUCGAACAAGCGAAUGUUCCCGAGGAGAAGACGCAAAAGGAUACGGCGACAGUUCCCGAAGCGAUUCCUCUAGAAGAGAAGAACCAAAUUAUGAACAAUUCCGAACCGAGUACGUUGGAUGAUUCUCUGGACAAGGUACCAGAAGAGACCUCUUUGAGGACAGAGACUGCUGCUGUGAACGAAGACCAGAAGAUCACAGAGGAACCGUCCAAAGAGAAAUUAGAAGCGAUCAGACCGGAUGAACGGACGUCCGUCGAGGAAAAAAUGCAGGUGGAUGGAAACGCGAAACCAGUGGCGAAGUCGCUGAGGAAAGGGAAGAAGUCGAAGAAACAGACACCGGUCUCCGAUAAACCGAUACCUCUGCCACCGCCGGAGAACACCGAGGCGAGCCCGAAGUAACAAAUCGAGGAACAGAUGUGAUGCACCGAAAGCUCUCGGGAAUCAUUGCGCGUUGGCAUCGUCGUUCCCCUGAAGUUCGAUGGAAUUAUCUCGUCCGUCUGUUUGUCGUUAAGAACUGCCCACGAUCGAACGAUACUUCAAUGGGUACCAUCGAAAGUUCAUAUCGCACUUAUAACUGCCAUUGUUAUCGGUAGAUUCUUUUCGUCCAACGGUAUAAAAACUGGAACUGGAAACCGCGAUCGUUUCCUCGAUAAUACGCGUGUUUUUAUGAAUAUAGUAAAUGGCCUCAAUGAGUGCAACGUAGUCGGUUCUGUUUCGGAGUAU
Messenger RNA from Dufourea novaeangliae, 2753 nucleotides. It is a transcript of the gene stv, whose product is annotated as BAG domain-containing protein Samui-like. Bases 153 to 2429 code for a protein of 758 amino acids. Gene Ontology annotation, cellular component: nucleus; membrane; cytoplasm. Gene Ontology annotation, molecular function: protein-folding chaperone binding; adenyl-nucleotide exchange factor activity. The record is from RefSeq and is a predicted model, not a curated record. The transcript has 2 exons. NCBI's taxonomy places the organism in Eukaryota, Metazoa, Arthropoda, Insecta, Hymenoptera, Halictidae. Gene Ontology annotation, biological process: protein stabilization.